AUGAAGGUCUACUUCGGCCUGGUGGAUGCUACGAAUGACUGGUAUUCACAGUUCUUCACGUUUAUGAUCACAACGGGGGCCGUGUAUGUUGCUGAAAUGCUCAUUUUCACAGCUGGACUUCUGUUUUACCAUUAUUUUGUUUUUCUGCCUCGUGUGCGUAAGAAGCUGUACAAGACUCCAGUUGUAGAAGCCUCCAAAUCGCUCAUGCGAAUUGCAGGAAUGUUAUCAAAGGAAGGUGGAGUGGACAAGACUCAAGAGGAGAGCACCGAUGAUAUUGAUCGCAUGGACGACAAAACUCAAAGGGAGCACGGAUCAGAACGACCUUUAUUUGAGGACCUCGAUUAUGAACGACGAAAGAAAAAAAGAAGAGAUGACCUUAUGACCGCAACGUCGUCAGUUGUUGAUAAGACGAGAAGCAGUGCAACUACUCCACCCGGAGGACCUUUCGCGCCUCCGCCAUCCACACGAACAGCCCGCAGAAAGAAGAAGAAUCUAUCUACAGAAACGACUCAAGAAAGCCUUCGAGCACCCUGUGAUUUGGAAUCAACACCAUACAUUGUUCGCUCGCUUCGUUUUAGUAGCAAAAGUGAGAGAGAGACUCCGGACAAUCCUCCAAAUUCGGCAGCACUGUAUUAAUUCAACUUUUUAAUUGUAUCUACCGUAAUUCUAAUCUAGC
This is a messenger RNA of Cylicocyclus nassatus, 676 nucleotides long. The record is from the annotation of a GenBank genome assembly. Lineage: Eukaryota; Metazoa; Nematoda; Chromadorea; Rhabditida; Strongylidae.